Messenger RNA from Suncus etruscus (white-toothed pygmy shrew), 651 nucleotides. RefSeq names its product MAGE family member H1 (gene MAGEH1). Gene Ontology annotation, biological process: negative regulation of transcription by RNA polymerase II. The transcript has a single exon. Bases 1 to 651 code for a protein of 216 amino acids. The record is from RefSeq and is a predicted model, not a curated record. Gene Ontology annotation, cellular component: nucleus. NCBI's taxonomy places the organism in Eukaryota, Metazoa, Chordata, Mammalia, Eulipotyphla, Soricidae.
AUGCCUCGGGGACGAAAGAGUAGACGCCGCCGGAACGCGAGAGCCGCUGAAGAAAAUCGCAACAAUCGCCAGAUCCCGGUCUCAGAAACCUCUGAAAUCCCUAUGGCUGCCAGCCUGGUGCCAAGCACCUCCGAGGAAGACCUAAGCAUUCCGGAGGAGGUCUACAGCAUUCAAGAGGAGGUCCCCGCUCCCCUGGAAGUCUCAAGCACCGCUCAAACACAAAAGUCCGUGGUACCCCAGAGCAAUUUUCAAGGCACCAAGAAGAGUCUUCUGAUGUCUAUAUUGGCUCUCAUCUUCAUCAUGGAUAACAGAGUCAAGGAGGCCCUGGUCUGGAAAGUGCUUGGGAAAUUGGGGAUGCAGCCAGGCCGCCAACACAGCGUCUUUGGAGAUCCAAAGAAGAUCGUCACAGAGGAGUUUGUACGCAGAGGGUACCUGAUUUAUAAAGCAGUGCCUCGUAGCAGUCCCAUGGAAUACGAGUUCUUCUGGGGACCUAGAGCACACGCGGAAUCCAGCAAGCUGAAAGUAAUGCAUUUUGUGGCACGAGUUCGUAACCGUUGUUCCAAGGACUUGCCAUGUAAUUAUGACUGGAAUUCAGAUGAUGAUGCAGAAGUUGAAGCCAUCCUCAAUUCGGGUGCUAAGGGAUUUCCUUAG